CAGUGCUAAAAUAUAGCUAGCUCUAUGUUUAAAGCGUCCAAAUCGCUUAUAUUAUUAUGCAAACAAUGUGAGCAAGGAACAAACAGUAAAUCAACCAUGUGGUAUUUUCACUCAUGUAAAAUGUGUUCGUUUUCCAACCUUUUCUCUGUCGAUUGUAUUUUCUGGUUCCUUUUUAAUUUCUUCUUGGGUGACUCUUGAUUCCACAGCCAUUAGUUUGACGGAGGGAUUACCACUGAAAAAACUUUUAAAUCUGAUCACAACCGACACUCCAAACAGCCGAGAAUGCCUGUUUCUGGUUCCAGGUCAGACAGCGUUGGUAAGAGGGGUGUGUGGGCUGAGACACAGCCAAUCAGAACACUGGAAGUACAAGCCGAGAAGAGCAAUCUAGAGAAACUCGCUCUUCGCUUUUGUACCGCCAUUUUGGGAGUCAGGCUAUGAAUUGCGAGCCAGAAGCGAAGCCACCGGUGCACAGACUUUGUGACUAUCAACAUGGUUCACACCUGUGUGGUGGUAGGCUGUCGAAACAGGAGAACGCCAGGAACCACACUGUCUUUUUACCGUUUUCCACGUGACCCUGAAAGAAAACAACGGUGGAUUGCAGCUAUAAACCGAGAAGGGUGGCUGCCAAACGAUGGCAGUCGGCUGUGCAGCACGCACUUCAUCUCAGGUAAACAGGUGAAGAACCCUCGGUCACCAGACUAUGUCCCAUCUGUGUUCAGUGAAGUUUCACUGUCUCAGGAGACAAAGCAAAUGAGUGCCUUCGAAUGCUCCGACAAACAGCAAGCGCAAGUGGAGGCAGCCACCGCAUUGCUGUACCUUCAGGGGCAGGUGGUUGACCCGGACCCGGACCAGGACCAGGACCAGGACAAGGCAGAAACCAUGUCGUCCCUGAGCAGCUGUAGCUCAGAACCGCCCAGCGACAGCAGGGCUCACUCCAGCAGCGAUGUGGACGCAUCCGACACCGUGAACUACGAAGAGGAGCUCAGAGCCCUGAAGAAGGAGAACCAGGCCCUCAGAGAAUCCGUGGAGAAGAUGUCUCUCACGGAAGCCUCCCUCAGAAAUGACCCGGCGAAAGUGAGGUUUUACACCGGCCUUCCUAACUACUUUGUGUUUGAGACGGUCAUGUGGCUGCUUUCGCCGCACAUGAAGGGAGAAAAGACCGCAAAGCUCUCAAAGUUCCAGCAGCUCCUCUUGACCCUAAUGAGGCUCAGGUUGGACUUGAAGAACCAGGACCUGGCCUAUAGGUUUGGGGUCAAGGUCAGUACAGUGACCAAGACCGUCCACAGUGUGGUCAACAUAAUGUCCACGACGCUGGUACCGACUACGGUUUUCUGGCCCUCGAGGGAGGAGCUCCGGAAGAACCUCCCGUCCGCGUUUAGGUCGUCAUACCCAGACUGUGCGGUGAUAAUAGACUGCUUCAGAGUGGCCCUGGAGAAAACGGACUGGUCAGACGCAAACAUCCAGCGCUGUGGAAGCAACACGCUGAAAUACCUGAUCGGAGUCGCGCCGCAAGGCGUGGUGACUUUCGUUUCCAAAGGGUCGCCGGGUAACAUCAGCGACAGGGACCUGGCGGAGGGCUGCGGCUUCUUGAACAAGCUGCUCGCGGGCGAUGUGGUGCUGGCUGACCGGACAUUCGACGUCGGCGAGUCGGUCAUGGCACGGGGGGCCUGCCUAAAUAUCACAGGCAUCGGUGAGGGUGACUGUGGGGUGCCUGAAGAGGACCCACUGGCUGAUGCCAGCUUGGAGCGAAUGUGGGUGCGAAGGCAUGUGGAACGAGUGAUUUCAACGGUGAAGCAGAGAUACGCCAUAUUGACUGGCCCGGUGGAGAGUCCCUUCACUGCAAAGGACCACAGCGCUAACAUGACCACCUUCGAUAAGAUAGUUAAGGUGGUGUGUGCCUUGAAUAACCUGUGCAUAUCUGCUGCUCCACUGGAAUGAUUAAAUACAGAGCUCCACAGUCCCACAAUGCAACAGGAUUUCCAGCUCAAAUAUGUGGCACUUAAGUCAGUUCUAGUUCUUUAUGUCAGUUGGGAAGGACCAAUGUUUACUGAUCAAGAUUUUCAAGUUGGCAUUAAAGUUGAAAGGUCUUGAUAGCUUUGACUCUCAGAAAUAAAGUUAAUGAAAGUUUCUAGUAUACAGAGUCAUAACUUGGGUUAUGAAUGGGUGGGUGAGUGUACUGGCACAAUAUGCUUUAUCUAGAGGGCACAAGUCCGCAUCCUCAGAAGGAAGUGCACUCUCCUGAGUUAGAUGGUCCAAUGAUGAUAAUGUCCAGACAUCAGUAUUUACCUCAAGUGCAAAGUGCCUUAGCAUGUGUAAUAUGCAACUGUAGAUACAAUUAUUAUUAAGUGGAUUUAUAUAUAAUUUCAACGUUCCCUUUCAGUCACUCAGGAACUGGAAAUAUUGUUUGCAGACAGACGGGUGUAUGGGAAAGGGCUACAGGGAGCAUGCUAUAAAACAGUGAUCUUCAUUCCUGGUCCUGGUGGGCCGCAGGCACUAAAUUGCUCAGUUAAAGCAGUUGACUCGAUAACUCCCUCAGUUCUUGGGUCUGAUUUGGUUUCUCAUAUUAAGGUAAAAACAAAAACCAGCAGCACCUGUGGCCAGGAAUGAAAAUCACUGCUAUAAACCCUCUUAAUAAUUCCCCUCCUUUUUUGGUCUGGGUCCCAGUUCUGGUUCUGUAGAUGGUUCUGACUGUAAAAUUGUGUAUGUUUUGUGUGCAUGUUUUUUUUUUUUUUAAACACUACAUUAUGUAUCAAACAGGUGUGUUACUUUUUCCAAAUUGAUUUGAAAUCUCAUUUGUCACAACUGUUUUCUGCACUUUGUAUGAAGCAGUCUAUGUAAGAAUUUACAAUGUGUACCAAAAUCCC
Molecule: messenger RNA, 2864 nt
Organism: Conger conger (European conger)
Lineage: Eukaryota; Metazoa; Chordata; Actinopteri; Anguilliformes; Congridae
Exons: 2
Coding region: 490-1938 (482 amino acids)
Source: RefSeq, a predicted model, not a curated record